Messenger RNA from Cuscuta epithymum, 2103 nucleotides. The record is from the annotation of a GenBank genome assembly. NCBI's taxonomy places the organism in Eukaryota, Viridiplantae, Streptophyta, Magnoliopsida, Solanales, Convolvulaceae.
UCUGAAUCUAAGAGCUAUAGAUUAAUAUAGUUUAGUACUCAAGUAGGAAAAAUAAAAUGUCUUGCGAUAACGGAGAUCAGGUGCCGUUAUUAUCCUCCGACAUCCAAAGCCAAAAUAGCGAUCCUCAUAUAUACGAACAACAACUGACACAGAGGUUUUGGAUCGAAUCAAAGAAGCUAUGGCACAUUGUGGGCCCCGCCAUCUUCACCCAAGUCGCUUCAUAUUCCAUGUUCGUCAUCACCCUGGCAUUCGCCGGCCAUCUCGGCGAUUUGGAAUUUGCGGCCAUGUCCAUCGGCAGUAAUGUCAUCGUGGGCUUUGACUACGGCCUGAUGUUGGGAUUGGCUAGCGCUCUGGAAACGCUAUGCGGGCAAGCAUUCGGGGCGAAGAAGUACAGCAUGUUGGGAGUAUAUAUGCAACGGGCAUGGGUGGUUAUGAUAAUAUGUUGCGUUGUGAUGAUGCCGCUGUUCAUAUACGCGACGCCGUUGCUGAAGCUUUUGGGGCAGCCUGACGACGUGUCGGAGCUUUCGGGCGUGGUGGUGAUGGCUUUCAUUCCGCUGCACUUCUGCUUCGGGUUACAUUUCCCGGUGCAGAGGUUCUUGCAGAGCCAACUGAAGAAUUCGGUGAUUGCUUGGGUGAAUUUGGUGGCGUUGAUUGUGCAUUGUCUGGUGAGCUGGUUGAUUGUGUACCGGUUUAGGCUUGGAAUCGUAGCCAUCAUCAUGACCUUGAACUUCUCUUGGUUCAUUAUCUUAUGUGGUUUGUUUGGCUACACCGUCUGCGGCGGAUGCCCCCUCACAUGGUCCGGUUUCUCCGUCCAAGCUUUCUUUGGCCUUUGGGAUUUCUUUAAACUCUCUGUUUCUUCUGGAGUUAUGCUCUGCCUGGAGAAUUGGUACUACAGAAUCCUGAUAGUGAUGACAGGCAACUUGAAAAAUGCUAAAGUUGCUGUCGAUGCGUUGUCUGUAUGCAUGAGCAUUAAUGGCUGGGAAGUGAUGAUUCCUCUUGGAUUCUUUGCUGGAACUGGAGUGAGGGUGGCAAAUGAGUUGGGAGCUGGGAGUGGAAAAGGAGCUAAAUUUGCGGCAAUGGUAUCAGUGGUACAUUCAACUAUCAUUGGGUUGAUCUUUUGGGUGCUAAUCCUGAUCUUUGACGACAAGUUGGCCCUAAUUUUUACAUCGAGCGAACCUGUCCUAGAAGCUGUCAGCCACCUCUCAAUUCUCUUAGCUUUCACUAUUCUGCUCAAUAGCAUUCAACCAAUUCUAUCAGGGGUUGCUAUUGGAUCUGGAUGGCAAGCAUAUGUAGCUUACAUAAACCUUGGAUGCUACUAUUUACUCGGACUCCCUCUUGGCAUUAUAAUGGGAUGGGUGUUUCACCAAGGCGUCAUGGGCAUAUGGGCUGGAAUGAUCUUUGGUGGAACUGCACUGCAAACUCUAAUAUUGUGUUUGAUCACACUUCGAUGUGAUUGGGAAAAAGAGGCUAAGAAAGCAAAUCAACACAUUCAGAAGUGGGAAGGAGUGGAUCAUAACAAAUUGUAGAAGUGGGGUGGAGAAACCCAACCCAACCAACUCAAAAAAUCAUUAUUGGUCCGAUUUUCUUAUGGUCCAGAUAAUUUACUAGCCUAAACAUAAAAUAUUCAAUUCGGACCAAAGAAAACCACAACUAUUACCCAAAUUUUUCUCUAUCAUUCAACAUUGUUUACAAUUGUUGAGUAAUAAUUAAGUCUUUUACUUCUCGGGAAUUCCCUAAAUAGGGGUAAAAAAGUUUUUAAAUUCUAAAACAUAAAUGUCAUGUUUUUUAUUCCUAAGUAGGAGUAAUUUCUACCAAGUUUGGCAUCAUCAGGCCUUAACAUGGCUGUUUCGGUCAAGUUUUUUUUCAAACUUGGCAAAUAUUACUCCGAUUUAAGGAAUAAAAACAUGAAGAUCCUAUUUUGGAAUGUCAAGCGUUUUUACUCCUAUUCAGAUCAAUUUUUAUUUACUUUUUAUAGGAAAACGUGUAUAAGAUACUAUGUAAUAGAAUAAACAAACAAUGUUGAUAAUAAUGAAGUCUUUUGCUUUUUUGGGAAAUCGUGUAUGUGCUAAUAGAAUAAAGGUUUAAAUAUGUUUAUAGUCCUCG